UCGUAACUGUCACCCUUCAUGUUCACCGAUGUAGAACAUGGCAUCACCCAAUUUUGCAGGUUCACCAAAUACUGUCAAAUUUGAGCACUUGACACCUUCAGCUGCCACGCCAAGAGUCAGCAUAAGUGUUCCUGCAGCGGAUUUGAGUGGAUCGACAACACCUAGACCCUCAAUAGGAACAGGUGAGAAUGCAAUCAUUCAACAGAAUGGCGAACUAAGCUCCAAUGGACGUAGCACCAAUGCAAUUCCACAGAAGCCAGCAUCUCUCUUCGAUCCUUCACAUCUACCAUCCAUCUAUGGGAGAAUUCAGAAAAUAUCAAAUCUGAUUGUUCAAGCAAGUGAAGAUGCAAAUUCACUUAGUGUAAAGGAUGCCGGUGGUGCGGCUGCAUCUACCUCGAAUCAAGCACUGGACAAUGAUCAGUUCAACACACUUGACCAAGAUUCAAGCUCAGGUCCAGCGCCAAAUAUUGCUUUAGGUGCAACGACGGAUGAUGAUGUGAAUAGUGGAUACGAGACAGCCUUAUCGAUGAGCGUGGGACAAGAAGAUCGAGGUAGAAACGCACAGCCUACUGAUUUGGCCAAAUCGAUCGUAUCAGAAAGCGUUGCUCUACGGCAGGCAUUCGUACAAGCACAAAGAGCUAUAGACACAUUUGAAGGUGGGGAUAUGGAUAUAGAAGAACAGGAGCAUCUGAUAUCCCUUCUCGAACAAUAUGGCGGAGAACAAAAACAAAUACGGCAUUCUUUUAUCGAGCAAAAAGACAGCAGAAUGAUUGAUGCUUGACGUCAAUAUGAACCAAUAGAUGACAACCUUUCCCAUCUAUUCUGUUUUUGCACACGGGCAGUCUAGCCACAAUGUAUAUCAUGCGUCAUCAUAUGUGCUGUACAUUCUUAUCGGUUGCACAAAGGAAGGAUCGGAGAUGGG
Messenger RNA from Meira miltonrushii, 922 nucleotides. RefSeq lists its product as uncharacterized. The record is from RefSeq and is a predicted model, not a curated record. Lineage: Eukaryota; Fungi; Basidiomycota; Exobasidiomycetes; Exobasidiales; Brachybasidiaceae. The coding region runs from base 38 to 781 and encodes 247 amino acids. The transcript has 2 exons.